Messenger RNA from Tarenaya hassleriana, 1708 nucleotides. Its product is annotated as RING-H2 finger protein ATL60. The transcript has a single exon. Gene Ontology annotation, biological process: protein ubiquitination. Bases 424 to 1350 code for a protein of 308 amino acids. NCBI's taxonomy places the organism in Eukaryota, Viridiplantae, Streptophyta, Magnoliopsida, Brassicales, Cleomaceae. The record is from RefSeq and is a predicted model, not a curated record.
UCUGCUCUAAAGGACAAUUCUUUUGGAAUUUCCUGUCCCCUCAAAAUCAAAUCCUUUUUUAUUCUCUACUUGUUCAGAAACUUCACCAGUAGAUUUCCAUGGAUGAACCCUUCUUCCCUUUUUCUUCACAUCAUUGUUUUCCUUCGUCACGACCGUUAUCUCUGAUUCUCUUGCUUCUUCAUAACCUUGUUUUAUCAGAAAAUCCAUCUAGGUUUCAUCGGUUUCGUCUUGUUCCCUCUGUUCUCUCUCUCUCUCUCUAUCUCUCUCUGUAUUCUUCGUGGUGACCCUCGUCUUUGAUUGACCGAUCAAUCUGAGAUUCCUUAAUUUUCCUUCUUUCCCGCAGAAGAAUUCAUCUGGGUUUUGCUUAAUUUCCUCGGAUUUCCCGUAAAAUUGUAUAAAAAUCGGAGCUUGAUCUGUUUCGCCAUGAACGACGAAUCCUCCAUCUUCGGCGACAACUACGAAAGAGAAGAAAUCAUGGGAAGGAUAAUACUGGUAGCAAUCGUGGUCCUUUUCAUGGCGGUCCUCUCCGUCCUCUUUCUUCACGUCUGCGGAAGAUUCUUCUGGUGGCGCGUGGAACAACACCUCCAUCGAACCCAACAACGAUCUCAGUCCGAUCCAGGUUCCACGGUCAUCGGCCGUCAACGACGUCGUUUCGUCUUCGCGCAAGGCCAAGACCCGUCCCUCUCCUCCGGCCUUGACCCUUCAAUUCUCGGCUCGAUCCCUGUCCUCGUCUUCAACCCACAUGACUUCAAAGACGGGCUCGAAUGCGCAGUUUGCCUCUCCGAGCUCCUCGACGGUGACAAAGCCAGGCUUCUCCCGAGCUGUAACCAUGGCUUCCACGUCGAUUGCAUCGACAUGUGGUUUCAGUCUCACUCCACUUGUCCUCUUUGCAGAAACACGGUCGGCUCGGUCGGAAGAAUAGCAGAAUAUGGAGACGAGGGUUUGUCUCAGAAUCAUCAGAUUUCAUCUCUGGAACCGAAUCCGGAUUCUGGGGUUUCGAUAGAACCCCCAAAUUUCCCGACCAAUGUGCUCGUUUGGGGAGAUCUUAAUCAAGUUAACAGUGUCGGAAUCUCGGUCAUUGAAGAUAUCGAGCAAGCGGAUUCUUCAAACGAUCAUCGAUCAGAAACGACAAGUAGUAACAGAACACAAGAGGGGACGGCAACGGUAGUGGUGGAGAUUCCCGCGAACCCAAAUGAAAAUUUUCCGGCGACGGCUUCUGGUAGAUUCAUGGAAGAAGGAUCAAAAUCUCCAGUGUUCACAAGGCUUAGGUCAUUGAAGAGACUGUUGAGCAGCAGAGAGAAGAAAGUCGCGGCCUGCAGCUGUAGUUCAAGCGGUUCAACCAAUGGCUGAAGAAUUGGAUCCGAAUCGCAGGACUGAUCCAUCGAUCGAUGUAGGGUUCGUGAUUGCAGGAGAUUGCUUGUAACGCAAGAAACUCGCCUGUGUCUUUGUUCUUGAAGCCAGAUGUUAAAACAGAAUCUCGUUCUGAGUUUCUCUGGUGCAAGAAGUGAGUAGGGCAAAAAGAUUCCAUGCUUUUCACCAUUUUCUAUUUGUUAAUUCUUUUUCAUGAGAUUCGAAGAGGUGGUCUCUAAGAAUUGUUAGCAUCUAAUUAGCAGCAAAACCUCCAAACAUGAUGUUAUUUUCCCUGUCGUGACACAUUUUUCUGAGGUUAAAUCAUCAAACGUGUAAUUAACCAUUAUAAAUGAAUUAC